AUGCGCUUCGGUCAAGAUACAGACGUAUCUUAUGCAACAGAUGGGAGACUAAGUCAUGCCCACGACCUCGUGCCCGCGUGUGUGUUUUGGUCUGGGCCGGCCUCCGGGCCGUCCGUCCCCACUGGUCCGGCCAUGCCGAGUCGCCGCGUCGCUAGAUCGUCCGCUGCGCCGGAGCUGGGGGCCUUAGGGUCCGCGGACCUCUCCUCGCUUUCGCUGGCGGUUUCCAGGACCACGGAUGAACUGGAGAUCAUCGACGAGUACAUCAAGGAGAACGGCUUCGGCCUGGAGGGGGCGCCGCAGGGCUCGGUUGAGGGGCUGCCGCGCCUGGUGUCCCGCGGGGCGGCCUCGCUGAGCACCGUCACCCUGGGCCCCGCGGCGCCCCCGGCCACGCCGCCGCCCUGGGGCUGCCCCCUGGGCCGCCUCGGACCCCCGGCCCCGGGCCCCGGGCCGCGGCCGCAUCUGGUCAUCACCGAGCAGCCCAAGCAACGCGGCAUGCGCUUCCGCUACGAGUGCGAGGGCCGCUCGGCCGGCAGCAUCCUCGGCGAGAGCAGCACCGAGGCCAGCAAGACGCUGCCCGCCAUCGAGCUCCGGGACUGCGGAGGGCUGCGGGAGGUAGAGGUGACCGCGUGCCUGGUGUGGAAGGACUGGCCUCACCGAGUCCACCCCCACAGCCUCGUGGGGAAAGACUGCACCGACGGCGUCUGCAGAGUGCGGCUCCGGCCUCACGUCAGCCCCCGGCACAGCUUUAACAACCUGGGCAUCCAGUGUGUGAGGAAGAAGGAGAUCGAGGCCGCCAUUGAGCGGAAGAUCCAGCUCGGCAUUGACCCCUACAACGCUGGGUCCCUGAAGAACCAUCAGGAGGUGGACAUGAACGUCGUGAGGAUCUGCUUCCAGGCCUCUUACAGGGACCAGCAGGGACAGAUGCGCCAGAUGGACCCCGUGCUCUCUGAGCCUGUCUAUGACAAGAAGUCCACAAACACGUCCGAGCUGCGGAUUUGCCGAAUCAACAAGGAGAGCGGGCCGUGCACGGGUGGCGAGGAGCUCUACCUGCUGUGUGACAAGGUGCAGAAAGGCCCUGGAAACCACGAAUCUGUUUUCUGUCUCUGUGCAUUCGCCUCUUCUGGACAUUUCGUAUCCAUGGAAUCCUGUAAUACUUUCCCCAUCUCUAAAAGGACAUAUCAAAAAAAACCGCGGGGGGGCCGCGCCGACUUCUCCCAGGCCGACGUGCACCGCCAGAUCGCCAUCGUGUUCAAGACGCCGCCCUACGAGGACCUGGAGAUCGUCGAGCCUGUGACAGUCAACGUCUUCCUGCAGCGGCUCACUGACGGGGUCUGCAGCGAGCCCCUGCCCUUCACGUACCUGCCCCGGGACCACGACAGCUACGGCGUGGACAAGAAGCGGAAACGGGGCAUGCCCGAUGUCCUUGGGGAGCUGAACAGCUCUGACCCCCAUGGCAUCGAGAGCAAGCGGCGGAGGAAAAAGCCAGCCUUCCUGGACCACUUCCUGCCCAGCCACAGCCCAGGUCUAUUCCUCCCACCGUCAGCCCUGCUGCCUGAUACAGACUUCUUCCCCAGUGCCAGCGCCGUGUCCCUGCCCGGCCUGGAGCCCCCUGGCGGGCCGGACCUCCUGGAUGACGGCUUUUCCUAUGAACCCACAGUCCCCACGAUCUUCCCCAUGUUGGACAUGCUGCCCCCGGCGCCGCCACUUGCCAGUGCUGUCACAGGCAAUGGGGUUGCAGGGGCCACGGUUGGGGAGCCUCCUGGCCCCGAGCCACUGACACUGGACUCAUACCAGGCUCCGGUCCCGGGGGACGGGGGCACUGCCAGCCUUGUGGGCAGCAACAUGUUCCCCAACCAGUACCGUGAGACAGGCUUUGGGGGCGGCCUCCUGUCCCCUGGGUCUGAAGCCACGUAGCCCCCGCGGUGCUGGAGGAGAGGCGCUGGGUGGGGAGGGAGGUGAAAGGGUACAUAGAAAUCCGACAAGGAUGUCCAGCAUCCCCACUCCCUUGGGCCACUCUUGGUCAGGUCUCCUGACCUCUUCAUCCUUCUGAAACGGACAUCUUCAGUGCUGGCGAGAAUCUCUACUGUACUGGUUUCCCCUGAGCCCAUUUUACAAAUGAGAAAACUGAGUCUGGAGUGAAAAGGGAUUUGGUGCCCAAGCACUAGCUUCUUGAAGCUGCGUCAGCCCCCACAAUUGAGGACACUUUCUCCUGGAGGAUUCUGAAGAAUGUACAUAUGGGAAAAGGGUGCAGAUCCCCAGGCCUCCUACCCCAUGAAGGUGGGGAUAGGUUGUUUGUUCAGAGUCUUCCCAAUAAAGAUGAGUUUUUGAGCCGUG
This is a messenger RNA of Pteropus alecto (black flying fox), 2334 nucleotides long. RefSeq names its product RELB proto-oncogene, NF-kB subunit (gene RELB). Gene Ontology annotation, cellular component: cytoplasm. The record is from RefSeq and is a predicted model, not a curated record. Lineage: Eukaryota; Metazoa; Chordata; Mammalia; Chiroptera; Pteropodidae. Gene Ontology annotation, molecular function: DNA-binding transcription factor activity, RNA polymerase II-specific; RNA polymerase II cis-regulatory region sequence-specific DNA binding. The transcript is spliced from 14 exons. Gene Ontology annotation, biological process: regulation of transcription by RNA polymerase II; inflammatory response; response to cytokine. The coding region runs from base 1 to 1914 and encodes 637 amino acids.